AUGGGCGCCAGCGAUUCGAAGCUGGUCUUCAAGAAAGGCAUCUUCCGUCUUUCGGAGGAACGCAACAUCCGCGCCGACGAUCCCUACUGGACGUCAUUUUGGGAGCUGCCCGAGUCGCCCGAGGAUGUCUUCAGUCUCUUCUCGCCCGCCGACAUUCGCCGGACCCGCGAUUCCGCCCUCGAGAACCUCGAAACGCUGCUACUUGCCGUCACAUCACGGCUCUUUUCAUUGCGGCACCACCCGUCCUUCCCAGAGCAGGACAUCGCCCCAGAGCGCGAUCUUCUCAACUGCGUCCGUGUCCUGACACGUGUGCUGCCCUACAUUUACGAGCGCGAGUCGCUGCAGGCCUGGGAAGAGCGUUUCUUUUGGUCCGUGCGGCGGAAACGAUCACGCUCGGCUGCAUCUGCCGGCGAGGUGCUCUUUGACGAAGCCGAUACUGCCGACCAGAACGGCGACGAUGGCAGUGACAGGGCUGCACCACAGGACGGCUUUGAAGAGGCCAAACCGCUCGCCGAAGAGCUCAUCGACACACUGAUCGACCUGCUCUUCUUCUCCGGCUUCACCGUCGCACGCCAGCCACCGGGCAAGCCGCGCGUCAGCUACACAAUCUGGCAGAGCGGUGUCGGCUGCAACACGACGGUGCCGACAACCAAGGAGUCGGAGAGCAACCGCUGCGAGCUUCUGCGCCUGCUGUUGACGCUCUCAAGCUCCAGCCUAUACCGGCCUGCAGGUGCCUUGCCGGCCCAUGGCGUACGGUCUCUGACGUACAUCUGCACAUGCCCCGACAAGCAAGUUGUACUAUCUGUUCUGUGCUCAUUGCUGAAUACAACCGUUAAGUACAACCCCGCGAGCUGGCGUGUCCCAUACAACAACCUCGUCUUCAAGGACCCAAAGCAGAUCCUCGUCACCUACAGCCUGCACUUCCUCCUUGUGGUUCUCCUAUAUCCCAUCCCACCCGACCCAGUGACCGGCUCCAUCUCCAAGAACUACUACCGCCACUUCCUCGGCCGCCUGCACCGCCCGACCGAUUUCCAGUUCAUUGUGGACGGCAUGACCCGCAUUCUUAACCAGCCGCUGCAGGCCACCACAUCCUACAUCCCCGGCACACAGUCAUCCGUCAAGUUUGCGCCCGAGAUCAUCAUGCUGUUCUGGGAGAUCACGCAGUGCAAUAAGCGCUUCCGGUCCUUCAUUAUCGAUACGCAGCGAGCCCACGACUUUGUGAUUCUCAUCCUCUUCUACGCUCUCGAGUGCAAGAACGACAGCACACGCCAGGGCGUCGUCCGCAUGUGUGCUUUUUUGCUGCAGACCAUGAGCGUCGAAAAGAACUUUGGCAUCAACCUCAACAAGACGUUCGAUACCCAGGACACCCUCCCGCCGGCCAUCCGCAUCCAAAACUUCCGCGGCACCUAUGCCGACUUCCUCAUCCAGUCUAUUUACAGCCUCAUCACAGCGAGCCAGAGCCGUCUGACAGCCAUCUACCCAGCUCUUCUGGCUGUCAUUAACAACAUUGCCGCCUAUGUCGAGGGUCUAAGCGCGCGGACGAGCUCGCGCCUGAUUCAGCUGUUCAGCUCCAUGUCGUCGCCGUCGUUCCUCCUGGCCAACGACAGCAACCACAAUCUACUCUGCUCUCUAUUGGAGGCUCUGAAUGCGACCAUUGAGCACCAAUAUUCGAAAAACCCCCAGCUUGUAUAUACCAUUGUCCGGAAUCGGAAGCGUUUCGAGGCGCUUCGCAAUCUCACACUCGACAGUGGUCGGGAGGAGAUUGAGCGCCGCAUGCAACGCCGCAAAGACUCGGGCGCUACUAGUGACGAGCCAGCGGAACUCGGAUCGAGACGCAGUUCCGUAGACAGCCUGCGGAGCCCAACAACAUCGCACCACGGCCAGCAACACGCGCGACCGUCCCAGGCGCUAAGCGACGUGGCGGAAGAUGACGCAUUUGCUAUUGGCGGUGACGAUGACGAAGACGAAAGCGAUGACGACGAACCCCGGCCCACGCCGUCACAGUCCAGUCCCAGCGAGAACCCAUCACGCGCGUCGCCGGCCGUGUCUGUUGAAGACGCCGUGCCAACCCAGGUGCGCGGCAUGUCGGAAAAGGCACGUGGGAAGAUGCCUGCGGGCGCCGGCCCUUUCAGCUUUUCACGGCAAAAUAGCACCACAAGCCUGGGAAGCGGCUCCGCGCACGGCGGCAGCAGCGAUAACAACCUGGCCGGAAGUGGGCGCCUCGAUGGCCUGGGCGGCGGCGGAAGUGGUACUGGCGGGUUGGGAGGCAGCGGCCACGGGUUUGAGCCGACAGUCCAGUGGUUCGAGAGCUGGCUGCCUGAGCUGCCGCUGCACACGAUCCUGGCCGUGAUGCAGCAGAUAUCGGCUCUGAUUCCGCGGGACGAACUGGCCGUCGACUAUCCUUCACCGGACACGUUGCAGCGCAUCCAGGAUGUACACCUCGCGGGUAUCGAGCCCUCGACGAUCCGCGUGCACUCGUUUGAGUGGUCGGCGCUGGCGCUGGGCUGGUACGAGUCCAUGCUGUGGAGCUUCAUCUUCAGCAGCGAAAUGCAGGUCGCCAAGGGCACCGUUGUGGGCGUGUGGAACAGCACGGCUAUCAAGCUGUUCCGUGUCCAGGAGGCAGCGGCACAGGGGCCUUCGUUGACUUCGCCACGAGGUGCUGUCGACGCCGUGGGUAGCAACAUUGUGUCGAGGAUCGGCCAGAUCAACCUCCGCGGCAGCAAUGCAGCCGGUGUGGCCCUCGGAUCCGCUGCCGGUGGUGGUGCAGCUGGCGGUAGUGCGAACCACGACGCUGGCAACGCAACUAGAAACCCUCCGGCAACCAACAAUCCAACACCGCCGAGUUCGUAG
Sporothrix brasiliensis 5110 is the source of this 2850-nucleotide messenger RNA. RefSeq lists its product as uncharacterized. The transcript is spliced from 3 exons. Bases 1 to 2850 code for a protein of 949 amino acids. The record is from RefSeq and is a predicted model, not a curated record. Gene Ontology annotation, cellular component: Golgi trans cisterna; membrane; Golgi medial cisterna. Lineage: Eukaryota; Fungi; Ascomycota; Sordariomycetes; Ophiostomatales; Ophiostomataceae.